GAAAGUCAUACCCACCACGUGACAUCCAAUCCCGGUAAGCUCCGAACUUGGUAAAUUCCAUCGCCGACGACCUCCCUCGCAAACACGUCAAUUGAAACGACUUGCCACCUCAAAUCCGCAAUUCACAACCAUGACUGGCGAAGUACGCAUAGGCUACAAAUUCUGCCUUUCUCAGAAGAUCUCUUACUGACCAGCGCAUACAGGCACAUCCCUCGACCGGCGUUCUGCCUCCAAAAGGACCAGUUUCUUACUCUACCUACAAAUCGCCCUAUGGUCCAAAGUACGUCGCAUGCCUGGAGGGAAGGAGGGGAAGAGGGGAAUAGUGCUGAUGAACGGCAGAUACAAGGUCCAGCCACAUAUUGCUGGAUGGACGAUUAAGAGUGCUGUUAAAUUGUAUGUCUGCCCCCAAGGAAACCCGGAUUCGAUUUGCGAUUUCGAUGUCUGGGAUGUUUUGCGCAUGCGCUAGAAACGCCUUUCACAGAUGGAAUGGGAUUAGAAAUUGGCAAACGGGUAUACUAACUUCCAAGCAGAGGCACGACUUUGGGCGCUUUCGGUGGUGUUGCUGGAUUCUUUGCUCUUUACUUCUUCUCCGAUAUCCCACGAGUACGAAAUGAUAUCAUGGUUGUAAGUGGCAACCUUCUUUUUGUAGCGAUCCACCGCUAACAACACAACAGAAAAUCCCAAUCAUUGGGAGCCACUUCCGAAAAGAAAUUCCUGCUUCCGACAACGUACGUUUUGCCCUUCCCUCUUUAUACUCGAACUAUUUCCCCGAGGACUGCAGCUGUGGCGAUAUACUCAUCAAAUACGUAAUGACUGCGUUCCGUGCUAUAAUUCUUCUGCGAAAUAGAACUCGAAUUUUCCGAGGGCACCUACUACAAAACCCAGGCUGUGUCACGUUGAAUUAUCGAUCCGAAGCUAACCAAUGAAACAGCCCUUUUAAAUCACCAACGCCGCCCUGUGGAGAACAAUACG
This is a messenger RNA of Hymenoscyphus albidus, 972 nucleotides long. NCBI's taxonomy places the organism in Eukaryota, Fungi, Ascomycota, Leotiomycetes, Helotiales, Helotiaceae. The record is from the annotation of a GenBank genome assembly.